AUGGUUAGCUCGCCACGGGCCGGCCCGCCCCGCCACGGGUUGACCCGUUUGACAGCUCUAGCUAGCAUAGAUGUAUCCGGGACUGACAAAGAAUCAGUAACACCAUCUGAAGUUCCAGAGUUGAGCAAUGAAAGGAGUUUGGGUGUGCAUAACACUAAACGAACAAAGUGGUCAAUGGACGAAGAGAUACACCUUACAAAGGCAUGGAUCAAUAUUAGCACCAAUCCAAUCAUCAGUAAUGAUCAAAAGGAACAAACUUUUUGGAAACGAAGUGCGGAUUACUACAAGUAUCGGGCUGAUGAAUUUGUGGAGCAACCUUGGGUGAAGGUAAAAUCACAUUUCUAUAAGCUCCAUCUGAUGGUGAAUGAAUUUACAGCAAUAUACAAUAACUUUUAUACAUAUCGUGAAAGCGGGUGGACCGAUGAGAAUGUGCUCAAGAGAGCAUAUAAAAUGUGGCAGGAAAAUCAUUGCAACAAGUCCAUCAACUAUGAACAUGUUUGA
This is a messenger RNA of Zingiber officinale, 501 nucleotides long. RefSeq names its product glutathione S-transferase T3-like. Bases 1 to 501 code for a protein of 166 amino acids. NCBI's taxonomy places the organism in Eukaryota, Viridiplantae, Streptophyta, Magnoliopsida, Zingiberales, Zingiberaceae. The transcript has a single exon. The record is from RefSeq and is a predicted model, not a curated record.